This is a messenger RNA of Antechinus flavipes (yellow-footed antechinus), 3827 nucleotides long. It is a transcript of the gene ERI2, whose product is annotated as ERI1 exoribonuclease family member 2. The record is from RefSeq and is a predicted model, not a curated record. Gene Ontology annotation, molecular function: nucleic acid binding; 3'-5'-RNA exonuclease activity; zinc ion binding. NCBI's taxonomy places the organism in Eukaryota, Metazoa, Chordata, Mammalia, Dasyuromorphia, Dasyuridae. Gene Ontology annotation, biological process: exonucleolytic trimming to generate mature 3'-end of 5.8S rRNA from tricistronic rRNA transcript (SSU-rRNA, 5.8S rRNA, LSU-rRNA).
GCCAUCAAAGGCCGCGGGAAGUUUGAAAUGAGGGAAAGUCGCUUCUCGCUGGCUUUUGGUCGGCGGACCGGGAACGGAGAGCCGAGAAGUCUCAGGAAGCAAUGGCCACCAAGAAACUGGCCCGGCAACUUGGAUUAAUUAGGAGGAAGUCCAUCAGUCCUGCUAAUAAGGAUGAGCAGGGUAGAAUCAGGUCAAAGCAAUUAUUUGAUUACUUAAUUAUCAUUGAUUUUGAGUCAACAUGCUGGAAUGAUGGAAAACGCCAUUAUAGCCAGGAGAUAAUUGAAUUUCCAGCAGUUCUUCUAAAUACAUUAACUGGGGAGAUUGAGUCUGAAUUCCAGACCUAUGUCCAGCCUGAGGAACAUCCAGUUCUUUCCAAAUUUUGUGUUGAACUGACAGGUAUAAAACAGGCUCAAGUUGAUGAAGGAGUUCCUUUGAAGAUUUGCUUAUCACAGUUCUGCAAAUGGAUUCAAGUAAUUCAACAGCAGAAGAAGAUAAUUUUUGCUCCCAGUGUUACAAAUAAUUCGGCUUCAGAUGUAAAAUUAUGUGCAUUUGUUACUUGGUCAGAUUGGGACUUGGGAGUUUGCUUAGAGUAUGAAUGUAGACGGAAACAAUUGCGAAAGCCUGUAUUCUUGAAUUCUUGGGUAGACCUCAGAGCAACUUAUAAGAUUUUCUAUAGGAGAAAGCCAAAGGGGCUAAGUGGUGCUUUGCAGGAACUGGGAAUAGAAUUCUCAGGACGAGAGCAUUCUGGAUUGGAUGAUUCUCGGAAUACUGCCCAUCUGGCUUGGCGCAUGAUCAGAGAUGGUUGCAUAAUGAAAAUUACUAAAUCUUUAGAUAAAGUACCACAUUCAGAGAAGAGUCCCAAUUAUGUUGCCAGAGCUUUAAAUCUGAAUCAGACUGAAGAUGCCCCUGGAUGUAAGAAUGGAAUCCAGCCUUCAAGCAUGAAUGAUGUUUGUAAUGGUGAAAUUAACAUUGGUAAAAAUAUCAUAAAUCCUAAUGGAAAAAAUUAUCUAAAGUUAACUUCUAUACAUCAAGAUUACUUACCAUUAGAGAGUAUCAGAAAUCUUACUGAGGUUAAAAGUUGUUUCUCAAUUAAAGAAUCAUCUCUUCUUCCUGGGAAAUUACAGCCACCCAAUUCUAAUUCACCAGGGUACAUCCAAAACCAAAUAAAAGGUGAAUAUCUUACCCAUAAUCCUAAAUAUAAUUUUUCAACACUGGAUUCAGGAUUAGUGCUUGUCUCUACUACCAUUUCAUCUGUUAACAAUCUUUCUGAUAUAGAUACAAGUACUAGCCUUGACUGUUUGCCAAUGCUAGCUGAUUGGGAGGAUGUAGCUUUACUGCCAGCUUCAUGGCCUGAACAAAACACAAACUCUUUAUCUUCCAUUAAUGACUCAAACCCAAGCACUUCAUUAGAACCUGAGAAAAAGAUAAAGAUUUUGAAAGAACAAACAAUGAUAAUGCACAGAUUUGGGAUGUUUGGGAAAAGCAGAACAACCCCUGAGACAUCAGGGUCUGUUGUUUACAGAAGCCCUCAUACUACUAUUUAUAAUGUAAAGGAAUCUCCAAACCAGCCUUCAAAUGUUGAUACUUUUAAGUUGCCUAACCUUAAAGUAAAUUUAUUGAGCAAAUCUAAGACUGUUUUGUCUCCUCCCUCAACACUGGGGGAACCACAGACUCCGUAUUCCAUGGUCAUUAAAAGAAAAUCUACUCCCCAGGUUUUCUCGCCAUCAAAAAAACAGUCUUUUACAAUACAUGGAGAAAAACCUACAUCUCAUUGCUCCCCAUUGAAAAAUUCAUUUCUGAAGAUGACACCUUCUGUCUUAAAAUGUACUGUCAACUUGCAAGAACCUUGGCAGAAUAGGAAAAUGACACCACCUUUAUGUAACUGUGGCCGAAGGUCUAAAAGACUCCUUGUUUCUAAUAAUGGACCAAAUCAUGGCAAAGCCUUCUACAGUUGUCCUGUUGGGAAAUACCAAAAGAAUAGAAAGAAAUGUGGUUAUUUUAAGUGGGAGCAAACACUUCAAAAGGAGAGAACCAGUAGUAUGAAUUGUUCACUUUCUACAUCAGGAAUCAAUCUUAGAUCUCCUGGAACUUCUUCUAGAAAUUUAAUCUUUUCUCCUGAAAACUGUCUGAAACUCAGACCAUCUAUGAGAAGUUGAAUAUCAUUGCUCUUUGUAAACUCUGAACGCUCUUUUAAAUCAAACGCUCUUUUAAAUUAAAUGGAUUUUUAAUGGAAAAAUAUAAAAGACAUCUAGUACUACAGAUUAUUGAAAAAAAUUCAUUGGGCAUUCCUGGAUGUUAUAGAUGAGAAUGUGUCUGCUUAAAUUGGAGACAUUAAAGAAAUGUUUUUAAGCAAAUUUGCUUGUAAAGUACUUAGACUUCCGAAGGUCUAAAAACGUUUGGCAUUAUGAUUAUUGUUUUUAAAAAGAAAAUUAAUUUUAUAUUGUUUCAGAUAGAUUGGACUUUAGUCAUCAACAUUAAUUGGGCUUCAAUUACCACUUUACCUUAUGGUUAUUACUUUUUCAAUACUAUGCCUAUUCAUCUGUAAAAUAAAAGUUCUCAAUUUUUAAAGCAUAUGAUGUCUAAACAUAUGCUACUGUAUUGCUUUUUUUGUCCAGCUCUUUAGUCAGUAUUAUGUAAUUAUCAUAGAAAAUCAUAAAUGAAAUAUUUUGUAGAAUUUUUUUUUUACAAAUGCCAUCCUAAGACACAUAAAUACUUUAAAAAUUGAAUUAGAGCUUGAAACAUUAAUUUUUAAAUUGUUGAAUAAAAAUAAUUAUGUUUAUUUUGUUUUCAUUUAAUGAUACAUUACAUGCUAAUCCUAUGACUGUUGAAGUGUUUUUAAAAAGUUGUGUUUUGGACUGUCUGCCAUCUACAGGAGGGAAUGGGGGAAAGGAGGGGAAAAUUUGGAACCAAAGGUUUUACAAGGUUCAGUGUUGAAAAAAUUACCCAUGCAUAUGUUUUGUAAAUAAAAAAGAUAUUAAAAAAAAAAAAGAAUCACUGGGGAACUUAAGUGAUGGAUAGAGUGAGAUUUGCAUCAAAGAAGCUGGCCGUGGUGUUCUCCAAAUUUAGUUCUGCCUAGGGUGCCCUAGCCAGAAAUAGAAGCUUUAUCUGAAAGCAGGGGUGCAGGGGUGACUAAGAUCUGACAAAUGAGUCAAGAUGUUCUUCUUAUUGGAAAUAAGAUUCAGUUUAUUUUUCUAUAAUGCUUCAUGGUUACAUAGGAACUUUAUAUCCAUUAUCUAAGUGAGAUAAUCUUCAAAAUAAUCCUGUGUUUGGAAAAUUCCUAUUUUAAAGAUGAGGAGAAGUAAAGCCCUGAGAGUGGGAAGUAAUUGCCUAUGGCAUAGGGCUAGCAGGCAAUAUCGAUAGGGCCAGAAGGAGUAAUUCCUACCAGUUUAGAAUACUCAUCUUUGAUCAUUAUACACGGCAACAGCAAGAUUAUACAAUGAUCAAUUCUGAUGCACAUGGCUCUUUUCAAUAAUGAGAUGAUUCAGAUCAGUUCCAAUAUCUUGUAAUUACUGGAAGAGAGCCAUCUGCACCCAAAGCGAGGACUGUGGGAACUGAGUGUGGACCACAACAUAGCAUUUUCACUCUUUCUGCUGUUGUUUGCUUUCUUCCUCAGUUAUUUUUUCCUUCUUUAUCUGAUUUUUCUUGUGCAGCAGGAAAAUUGUAUGUGUAUGUGUUGCAUUUAACAUGUAUUGGAUUACCUUCCAUCUAGGAGAGGGGGUGAGGGAAAGGAGAGGAAAAUUUAGAACACAAGAUUUUGCACGAAUCAUUGUUGAAAAAUUAUCCAUGUGUGUUUUGUAAAUAAAAAGCUUUAAUAAAAAAAAAUACAA